UGAAUUUAGAAGAAGAUUUAGAUUUUUCAAAUUUCUAUCAAAGCAAUACAGUUUAAUCUAGUUUGUCAUCUGUUUGUCAACAUGAUUCAUUUUUGGAACCAGUUCAAAAAACUAUUCCAAGAGGCAUUGGUGGUACUUUUUUUUAUGACGAACCACCAGCUAGCUUUAAACCGAUGGAUGAAAGGUGUAUGUUAAUAAUUAUUAACCUUUUAUUCUUUGAAAGUUGUCACAGUAUACACAAUUUUUAAUAAAUCAACUGAUGAUUCUAUUGAAUUCGUAUAAAAUUCGUACUUAAAAUAGUUCUAAUCUAUCUAUACUAGGUUUUCAAUAUGCAAUAUUUAUGGAGUUAGCAAGUAUAAAAUCUGAAAUACAAAAAUCUUUAUGUGCAGUGGAAAAGCUGGGAAGAAGGGCUGAGCCUGAAGAUUCCUUAUUUUAUAUUUAUAAAUCAAAUGAUAUAAGAGAGUUUGAUGAAAGAGAAAUAUUUUUAGAUAAUAAAGAAAAGUUUCAUUUGUUGGUCCGUCAACUUAAACAAAUAGGUGGUAGUUCAAUUUCAGCCUCAGUUAAUAAAGUUUUAGAUGAAACAAUGUCUAAAAAUGUUCAAUCGUUAUUUAACAAAGCAGAAAGACAUGGCAAAAGAUCAUUUAGAAAAACAUUAUUGUAUAAAGCAAUUAUUGCUUAAACGGAAUAGUUUAUUUAGUUGUAACAAUCAUUGAUUAUAAAAAAUUUUGGAAAAUGACUGCAAAUUAGGUAAGUACAAAAAUAUUGAUAAAGAAUUAUUAGAAACUUAUUAAGAAUGGUAAGAAGAUAUAUUGACGAAACUAUAUCUUGACUAAAGUAAAGAAGAGAUGUGUAAUGCAUGCAUAAAGUUUGAUUCAAAACUUUAGAGUCUUCGAGUUUGAAAUUUCAAGAACCAGGUUUUUUUUAUAUUUAGUUCACACAUAUGCAAACCUUUUAAAAAGUUUUUUAAAUUGGUGUUGUAUCUUGUUAUAAGUUAAAUACUUCAAUGUAAGUCUAUAUAGAAGAUUAAAGGGUGCAGUUAUUUGUACUUGUUUUUUAGCAUUAAUUUUUAAAUGAAACAUUUUUUAUUUUCGAAAAGAUGUACUAGUUGGAAUCCAAGUUAGAAUAUGUACUAGAUUUCUAUAGUAUUUUGCUUUUUAGAAACAUUAGUGUCGCAUGCAUCAAAGUUCGAUUUGGUCGAUAAGUAGAAGAUCAUUUGAAGAGAGCUCUUAAUAAAGUAUUAUAACAAUUAUUUUACUACAUUU
Messenger RNA from Hydra vulgaris (swiftwater hydra), 1262 nucleotides. The record is from RefSeq and is a predicted model, not a curated record. NCBI's taxonomy places the organism in Eukaryota, Metazoa, Cnidaria, Hydrozoa, Anthoathecata, Hydridae.